CUCUGAGCUCCCUCACACUGCAGCAGCAGGAAACAAAAGGGUUCUGGUUAUUUGAAGAGGGUUUGAAAUGAAAAAAGCCGCUGGGACGUGCUGAGAACACACAGCUGCUGUCUGGGUUCGUGCACAUCCUGGAGAUGCCAGGCUGCCUCCUAGGACAAGGAAUCCCUGCAGGGCACCCUCCUCUCCUGCUUCAGGGGACAGCGCUGGACAAGAACAUGGAGGGUGCAGCUCACGCUGACCUGGAGCUCGUGGCCUCUCUGGCUGAAAAAAUCUCUCUGUUGGAACGAAAAAUAGAGAAACAAGCACAAGAAAUCCAGCUGAAGGACGGCAGGAUUGCUGAACUCGAGGAGAGGAUAAAGGCUCUUCAAGGAGAAGAUGGUUUUGACUCAUCCACCACUGAAGAGCUGGAAAUGAGGUGCCUUCAGCUGCAGAGGCAGGUCUGGGAGAUGGAGCGGUUCCUGAAUGACUAUGGUCUGAUUUGGGUUGGAGAGACACGGGACCAGCUGGAGGACACAGAAUCAGUCCAGGAUGAAGAGGAGCUGCCUGCAAGGAGCCUCUGCAAGCUGGGUCAAGGCGCUGUUUGUGAACCCCAGAUUGAUUUCGAUUUAAUCCUGGAGAACAUUAAGGAUUUGAACUCGCUGGUGGGAGAGGGCAUUUCCCAGAUCGAGCACACGCCCCGAGGGGCUCGGCUGAGGCGGCCAGAGCCCCUCCCUGUGAUCCUGUACCAGAACGGGAUCGUCGUGGGACACGGAGCCUUCCGGCCCUACCAGCACCCCGGCACUCAGCAAUGCCUGCAGGACAUCCUGGAUGGAUAUUUCCCCUCUGAGCUGCAGCCACGCUACCCUGACGGUGUCCCCUUGCAGGUCACUGACAGGAGGGAUGUGGUGUUCCAGAACCUGCCUGGGAGUUUUCCUGGCCUUGGCCACGUGGUGGGUACCUCAGAAUCCAAGCAAGUGCAGGAAACCUCUGAGAUCCCAGAUCCCCAAUCCUCCUCGGGGCAGGCUCCCAAUGAGCUUUCCAAGCCCCCAGAGCACAGAGGCAGAGUGGGCAGUGCCCGAGGCGAGGCUGGAGCGGCCCCACAGGGCUCUGAUGGGCAGCAGAGCAGCAAAGGAAUCCUGGUGGAAACAGCUGGGCUGGCUGCCCUGGAGAGGUGCAGGGUGAAGGCAGCUGAGGCUGAAGCUGCAGGCCCUGAUUCCUGCACCCUGCGCAUCCGCUCCGAGAGCGGCGAGCGCAGCUACGAGCUCAGGAUGCUGCUCUCGGACACCAUCGGGGACCUGCGCCAGCACCUGGCCCACAUCAGGGGUGGAAACUCGGACUCGUAUGAGAUCAUCAGCACCUUUCCCCAGAGGGUGUACACGGACAACUCCAGGAGCCUGCAGGAAUGUGGGCUGGUCCCCAGCGCCUCCCUGCUGCUCAGGAGGAGAGACCCCUCCCAGAAAACAGCCUGAGAGCUCCUCACCCCCAGCUCUGCACAGGGAGGGAGCUGCCUCUCACCUUACCCAACCUGGCCUGGCUGGGAAGAAGGGAGAGGUUUUCUUUCCAGAUUCAGUUUCACUGUGCCAUUACCUGGAUGGAGAAGAGCUUGGAGCAGCCAUUUGGCAGAGAGGCCAGGCCCAAUCCUGCUGCCUCACACAGUGGCUGCUGCUCCCCAGGACGGAUGAUUCCCAACACAGGGACACCUCCACCAGCUCACCAGGGCUGCAGGCUGGCUCCUGAUCCCUCUGCAGGUCACACAGGCUGCCCCCUGCCCAGGGGAGCCUGCCAGCUGCUCUGUAGUUACUGAGCUGGGCUCAGGGACUCUGGAGCAGCAGGAUGGACACACAGCAGGAUGGACACACAGCCAGGGGCACAC
Messenger RNA from Catharus ustulatus (Swainson's thrush), 1852 nucleotides. It is a transcript of the gene UBXN11, whose product is annotated as UBX domain protein 11. Gene Ontology annotation, biological process: proteasome-mediated ubiquitin-dependent protein catabolic process. The record is from RefSeq and is a predicted model, not a curated record. Gene Ontology annotation, molecular function: ubiquitin binding. The transcript is spliced from 13 exons. The coding region runs from base 135 to 1448 and encodes 437 amino acids. NCBI's taxonomy places the organism in Eukaryota, Metazoa, Chordata, Aves, Passeriformes, Turdidae.